CACACCCGCACCCCGCAUCACCCCCAACCGCACCGCCGCCAUGCCCGAGACCGAGACGUUCGGCUUCGCCGCCGACAUCAGCCAGCUGAUGGACCUGAUCAUCAACACCUUCUACUCCAACAAGGAGAUCUUCCUGCGUGAGCUCAUCUCCAACGCCUCGGACGCGCUCGACAAGGUGCGCUACGCCUCGCUCACCGACCCGAGCGUGCUCGAGACGGAGAAGGACCUCUACAUCCGCAUCACGCCCAACAAGGAGGCCGGCUACCUCGCCAUCCGCGACACGGGCAUCGGCAUGACCAAGGCCGACCUGGUCAACAACAUCGGCACCAUCGCCAAGUCCGGCACCAAGGCCUUCAUGGAGGCCCUCUCGUCGGGCGCCGACAUCUCGAUGAUCGGCCAGUUCGGCGUCGGCUUCUACUCGGCCUACCUCGCCGCCGACAACCUGCAGCUCAUCACCAAGCACAACGACGACGAGCAGUACAUCUGGGAGUCGGCCGCCGGCGGCACCUUCACCAUCACGCCCGACACGGUCAACCCGUCGCUCGGCCGCGGCACGGAGCUGCGCCUCUUCCUCAAGGAGGACCAGAUGGAGUACAUGGAGGAGAAGCGCAUCAAGGAGAUCGUCAAGAAGCACUCCGAGUUCAUCAGCUACCCGAUCCAGCUCGUCGUGUCCAAGGAGGUCGAGGAGGAGGUCGAGGCCGACGAGGAGGAGAAGGACGCCGACGACGAGAAGAAGCCCAAGAUCGAGGAGGUCGAGGACGAGGACGACAAGAAGACCAAGGCCAAGAAGACGGUCAAGACGGUCAAGACGGAGAACGAGGAGCUGAACAAGACGAAGCCGCUGUGGACGCGCGACCACCAGAGCAUCACGCCCGAGGAGUACGGCGCCUUCUACAAGUCGAUGAGCAACGACUGGGAGGACCACCUGGCCGUGAAGCACUUCUCCGUCGAGGGCCAGCUCGAGUUCAAGGCGCUGCUCUUCGUGCCGAAGCGUGCGCCGUUCGACCUCUUCGAGACGAAGAAGAAGCGCAACAACAUCAAGCUGUACGUGCGCCGCGUCUUCAUCAUGGACGACUGCGAGGACAUCAUCCCCGAGUACCUCAACUUUGUGCGCGGCGUCGUCGACUCGGAGGACCUGCCGCUCAACAUCUCGCGCGAGACGCUGCAGCAGAACAAGAUCCUCAAGGUGAUCCGCAAGAACGUCGUCAAGAAGACGCUCGAGAUGAUCAGCGAGAUUGCCGAGGACAAGGACAACUUCACCAAGUUCUACGAGGCGUUCGGCAAGAACAUCAAGCUCGGCAUCCACGAGGACGCGGCGAACCGCAGCAAGCUGGCCGAGUUCCUGCGCUUCCACUCAACGAAGAGCGGCGACGAGCUGACGAGCCUCAAGGAGUACAUCACGCGCAUGCCCGAGAUCCAGAAGAACAUCUACUACCUCACCGGCGAGUCGCUCGGCGCCGUCAAGGACUCGCCGUUCAUCGAGGUGCUGAAGCGCAAGGGCUUCGAGGUGCUGCUCAUGGUCGACCCCAUCGACGAGUACGCCGUGACGCAGCUCAAGGAGUUCGACGGCAAGAAGCUGGUGUGCGUGUCGAAGGAGGGCCUCGAGCUCGAGGAGACGGACGAGGAGAAGAGCACGCGCGAGGCCGAGGCGCAGGGCAUCGAGGAGCUGUGCGCGACGAUGAAGGAGAUCCUCGGCGACAGCGUCGAGAAGGUCGUGCCGUCGAACCGCGUCGUCGGCUCGCCGUGCGUGCUCGUCACGGGCCAGUUUGGCUGGUCGAGCAACAUGGAGCGCAUCAUGAAGGCGCAGGCGCUGCGCGACCCGUCGAUGUCGACGUACAUGGCGUCGAAGAAGACGCUCGAGAUCAACCCGAGCAACGCCAUCAUCAAGGAGCUGAAGAGCAAGGCGGCGGCGGACAAGGGCGACAGCACCGUGUCGAGCCUCGUGCACCUGCUCUACGACACGGCGCUGCUCUCGUCGGGCUUCUCGCUGCCGAACCCGGCCGACUUCAGCUCGCGCCUGUACAAGCUCAUCAGCCUCGGCCUCAGCAUCGAGGAGGAGCCUGAGGCGGCGGCGCCGGCGGCGGCCGAGGACAAGGCCGAGGAGGCGUCGGCCUCGCAGCUCGAGAGCAUCGACUAGGCGUGCCGUGUGCCGCCCCGUGUGUAUGUCUCGCGCCCCCUCACCCCCUCAGCAUGUGUGCCUUCUCUCUCUACAUCAUCUACACGCGCCGCUGUUUGUACAAAAUGAAAAGUCAUGACACCACCGGUGCGAGUGAGGUGGAUGGCAGGCAUGUGUGGGCGAGCGGAGGCGGUGCGCUCUCUGCAUGCUGGCUGCAGCUUCUCGCGCGCGCCGCACCGGCCGGCCGGCAUCGCGCGCCGGGCCGGGCGGGCGCAGCCACGGCUCGCAGCCAACGCGCCUUCCCCGCAUCGCCCAGCCUCCUUCCCCACACCCACC
Tilletiopsis washingtonensis is the source of this 2452-nucleotide messenger RNA. Its product is annotated as heat shock protein 90-1. The transcript has 4 exons. Bases 41 to 2137 code for a protein of 698 amino acids. Gene Ontology annotation, molecular function: ATP-dependent protein folding chaperone; ATP hydrolysis activity; ATP binding. NCBI's taxonomy places the organism in Eukaryota, Fungi, Basidiomycota, Exobasidiomycetes, Entylomatales. Gene Ontology annotation, biological process: protein stabilization; cellular response to heat; protein folding. The record is from RefSeq and is a predicted model, not a curated record. Gene Ontology annotation, cellular component: plasma membrane; cytosol; protein-containing complex.